CCGGCACGGGAGGUGGCCGAAGUUGCGGUACUUGUGUGAGUCUCGCUCGGCGGCGGCAAAACCGGGGAGUUUCUCCUUCGUCGCCUCUGGUUGGGAGAGCUCCGGAGUGAAGCGAUAGCUUGCGUGCCUCUCGCUUUCGCCUCGCACCUGGGCUAUGGCUCGUCCGGCAUUGCUGGCGGUAGGAGCGUGAAGAUUUCUUCCUGGAGAUAUCUUUUCAUUUUCCUCUUAUAAUGCAUAAGAAGAAUUAUUUAACAUUAUAAUGAAUUUUAAGUGGAACUAUCAAGGAAAGAAGUGUUAUAAUAAAAUUUAUGUCUGACAAGCCGUAUAACUUCUCACAUAGAACAAUGACAACUUCUCAUAUGAAUGGACAUGUAACCGAAGAUUCAGACAGUGAAACAAAAAUUAUGGAUCUUGCACCUCUUGAAGAAUCUCAGAAACACAGGGAGAUGGCUGUGGAUUGCCCAAGUGAUCUAGACAACCGCAUGAUGCCAUUACGGCGGAGUGCUCAACUUGAACGGAUUCGACAGCAGCAAGAGGACCUAAGACGAAGACGGGAAGAAGAUGGGAAAAAACAAGAACUUGAUCUUAAUUCUUCUAUGAGACUGAAGAAGCUGGCACAAAUUCCUCCCAAAACUGGAAUAGACAAUCCUAUGUUUGACACAGGAGAAGGAGUAACUCUGGAGAGUCCGCAUUGUGCCGUGAAAGUCCUAGAGGUUGAUGAGCUGCUGUGUUCUCUUAAGCAUGUCCAACACACACUGAUAGAUCCACAAAGUCAGGAAGAAAUUGCUCUCAUUUUACAGCUUGUGCAAAAUACUGACUUUCAAAAUGCAUUUAAGAUACACAAUGCCGUUACUGUGCAUAUGAACAAAGCAAGUCCUCCAUAUCCUCUUAUCUCCAAUGCACAAGAACUUGCACAAGAGGUACAAAAUGUUUUGAGACCAAGCCAUCAGAAAGAUGGGCUGGAACUUAAUUCUUUAUUGAAUGCUCCUCAUGUUCAGGCACUACUAUUGGCUCAUGAUAAAAUUGCUGAACAAGAAAUGCAACCCGAAUCAGUGGCAGAUGAAAAGAUAUACGAAAAUGUUGGUGUGUAUGGAGGAGAAACAGUUAAAAUUGUUCGCAUUGAGAAAGCGAGAGAUAUUCCAUUGGGUGCUACAGUACGAAAUGAAAUGGAUUCAGUCAUCAUUAGUCGAAUAGUGAAAGGAGGUGCUGCAGAAAAGAGUGGGCUCUUACAUGAAGGUGAUGAAGUUUUGGAAAUCAAUGGAACUGAAAUUCGUGGAAAAGAUGUUAAUGAGGUUUUUGACUUGCUGGCAGACAUGCAUGGCACUCUGACAUUUGUACUGAUUCCAAGUCAGCAGAGCAAGCCCCCACCUACUAAGGAGACAGUGAUACAUGUGAAGGCUCACUUUGACUACGAUCCUUCUGAUGACCCUUAUGUCCCUUGCAGAGAGUUAGGGCUGUCUUUUCAAAAAGGAGACAUACUCCAUGUGAUCAGCCAGGAAGAUCCAAAUUGGUGGCAGGCUUAUCGAGAUGGAGAUGAAGAAAAUCAGCCUUUGGCAGGCCUCAUUCCAGGAAAAAGUUUUCAGCAGCAAAGAGAAGCGAUGAAGCAAACUAUAGAAGAGGACAAAGAGCCAGAAAAAUCAGGGAAGCUUUGGUGUGCAAAAAAGAACAAAAAGAAACGGAAGAAAGUUUUGUACAAUGCCAAUAAAAAUGAUGAUUAUGACAACGAGGAGAUUUUGACUUAUGAAGAAAUGUCACUUUAUCACCAGCCAGCAAAUAGGAAACGACCUAUUGUCCUGAUUGGUCCCCAGAACUGUGGUCAAAAUGAACUGUGGCAAAGAUUAAUGAAUAAUGAAGCUGACCGAUUUGCUUCUGCAGUUCCUCAUACAACACGAAAUAGGAGGGAUAAUGAAGUAGCCGGCAGGGAUUACCAUUUUGUAUCACGGCAAGUAUUUGAGACUGAUAUUACAGCAGGAAAGUUUAUUGAGCAUGGGGAAUUUGAGAAGAAUCUGUACGGUACCAGCAUAGACUCCGUCCGGCAGGUGAUCAAUUCUGGAAAGAUAUGUCUCUUAAAUCUUCAUACACAGUCAUUGAAGAGUUUACGCAAUUCAGAUUUGAAACCAUAUAUUAUCUUCAUUGCACCUCCAUCACAAGAACGGCUUCGUGCAUUGCUGGCCAAAGAAGGCAAAAAUCCAAAGCCAGAAGAACUAAGAGAAAUCAUAGAGAAAACCAGAGAGAUGGAGCAAAAUAAUGGCCAUUACUUCGAUACAGCAAUUGUGAAUUCUGAUAUUGAUAAAGCAUAUCAAGAAUUACUUCGUUUAAUUAACAAACUUGAUACAGAACCUCAGUGGGUUCCAUCCUCUUGGCUGCGAUGAAAAAAACCCCACGCCAAUGAAGAAAAGAUUUUUGCCAAUUGCAUACUUUUCAUCGUUAUUAAAUUGUUUAAUUCUCAAAUCCAACAAUGUUGCUCUGAUUGUAGAAUGUCUGGUUUCUCUACUUUUAAUUAGACACUGUGUGAACAAGCCACAUUUUAAUUAUUUAAAUAGGUUUUUCUAACAGCUUUUUGUCUAGAGUUUUGUUCUUCAAGCAAGUAUAUUUAUACAGUUCAUGAUCAUUACUAACACAGGUUACUUUACACUGGUAACUUAAUGAUCUAAUGAAAAUAUUGUAGCUCUCAACAAUACCUUUACAAAACAUUGGAUGGAUGAAAUAAUCAGGAAGAAAAAGGAAUUAAUCUGCACAUUUUCUUCUUAAUAGUAUAAAGGGGCCACUUAUAUGGAGUUGUCCUUAGGCUUGAAUUUUUUUAAAUUUUAAAUUUAAUUUUUUUAAUUAAACAUUCCUUUAUCCAAUAGCACUGCAUUUUUUAAAAUAUGUACAAUGUAAAUAAACAUUUUUUGUCUUUAGAUACUUUGUAAAUCAGAUUGAUAGCUUAUUAAAUAACAAGAUUCCACUGAAGAUGAAUUCUAUAUAUGAGUUAAUAUUUGAGAUGUGAUAUUUUUAUGGAUUUUUGCCCCUUUUAUCUAUAUCUCUUGAUUGGGAGCCGCUGGUAUCCCAAAGAACUGUGGAACAUUUUUGAAGGGAAGCUAUAUUUUUAUGACAAUAAUUCUUAUAUUAGUUUUUUUUACAAGGCUUUGCUUCCGUACAAUGUAUAAUGGUUUUCAUAAACAAACAAAUGAAAACUAGAGUUGGGAAUAGUGAAUAUUAGCAUAUAUCCUUGUAUUUUUAUACCUAGGCACAAGACAUCUCAUGGCUGUUGGAAUUAGUAUUAAGUAAUCAGGUUAUAGCCCUGGAACAGUAACAUAAUAUGGAUGCUAGGAACUUGUCUUAUUCUCUUUUCUAGAAACAUCAAAUCCCUACUGAAAAGAUCCAUUGAGUAAAUAUUGGAGGCUUCUCCAGUAGUAGCUCUUUUGGAAAUAGAUUAGUUUUGUUACUUUGUUGUUGAUGGCACCCUUGAAUGUGAAUAUUAAUAAAUGUUUUUUUCAAUCAUA
Molecule: messenger RNA, 3485 nt
Organism: Crotalus tigris (Tiger rattlesnake)
Lineage: Eukaryota; Metazoa; Chordata; Lepidosauria; Squamata; Viperidae
Gene: PALS1
Product: membrane palmitoylated protein 5
Exons: 14
Coding region: 309-2372 (687 amino acids)
Biological process (GO): establishment or maintenance of epithelial cell apical/basal polarity; generation of neurons; establishment or maintenance of polarity of embryonic epithelium
Cellular component (GO): plasma membrane; adherens junction
Molecular function (GO): protein binding
Source: RefSeq, a predicted model, not a curated record